UUAAAAGUUGGCGGCGCGCGGGGCGGGCUGUUCAGCUGCGGAGCCCCGAGAGCCGCGAGCCAGGUUCGCAGAGGCACCGCCACCCGGCGCAACGCACGGGGCCGAGGCCCGAGCCGCCCGCAGGCGCCGGGAUGCCGCGCGCAGCGAGCUGCCGCCCCGCGCCGCGCCCGCUGCUUCUCCUGCUGCUGGCCUGCUGCGCGGGCGCCUGCCGAGGUGCUCCAGUAUUACCUCAAGGAUUAUGGCCUGAACAAGAACUGCAGUUGUGGAGUGAGAUAGUUAAUGCUUGUUCAUCUUUCCUGUCCAUGGAUUCUCAGCCUCAGGCAUCUAACGCACUGGAGGAGCUGUGCAUCGCAAUUACAGGGACUCUACCAAAGCCCCAGGAAACAGAUGAAAAAGAUAAUGCCAAAAGGUUCUUAUUUCAUUAUUCAAAGACACAGAAGUUGGGCAAUUCAAAUGUUGUGUCGUCUGUUGUGCAUCCGUUGCUGCAGCUCGUUCCUCAACUGCAUGAGAGAAGAAUGAAGAGAUUCAAAGUGGACGGAGAAUUCCAAGGUCCUUUUGCAAGCCAAAGUCGAAGAUACUUUUUAUUCAGGCCACGAAAUGGAAGAAGGUCAGAAGGUUACAUUUAAACUGGAUACCAACAAUUUUCCACAGAAACAAUGCCAUGGAAAUAUGAAAUAUACUGACAUUUUGUUUUCUUCUAAAAAAAAAUCCUUGCGAAGUUUACCAUGUUUGGGAAUCCUUAUGUUGUAAACAUCCUCAAUAAAAGUUGGUUGAGGUUGAAAAUGUUUAAUAUGUUGAAAAUAAAAAAGCAUCUUAAAAUA
Manis javanica (Malayan pangolin) is the source of this 821-nucleotide messenger RNA. It is a transcript of the gene NMU, whose product is annotated as neuromedin U. Gene Ontology annotation, molecular function: neuromedin U receptor binding. Lineage: Eukaryota; Metazoa; Chordata; Mammalia; Pholidota; Manidae. The record is from RefSeq and is a predicted model, not a curated record. Gene Ontology annotation, biological process: positive regulation of smooth muscle contraction; neuropeptide signaling pathway; positive regulation of synaptic transmission. Gene Ontology annotation, cellular component: terminal bouton.